Messenger RNA from Plasmodium malariae, 1017 nucleotides. RefSeq names its product conserved Plasmodium protein, unknown function. The coding region runs from base 1 to 1017 and encodes 338 amino acids. The transcript has a single exon. The record is from RefSeq and is a predicted model, not a curated record. Lineage: Eukaryota; Apicomplexa; Aconoidasida; Haemosporida; Plasmodiidae.
AUGGGCGAAAUUAUGGGUGAAAAUGUAUACGAUAACUUUAAUGCAAACAUUCAUACGACCACUUUUAUAAAUGAUAACAAUGACAACAAUAUACAACCAGAAGAAAGUAAGUAUAGCGGAGACAGUUUUGGCAGCUCGGAAAUAGGAACUGAUGAUGACGAUAAUAAUAAUAAUAAUAAUGGAAAUAAUAAUAGUAAUAAUAAUAGUAAUAAUAGUGCUAAUAAUAAUGGUAAUGGUAAACGCAGGAAAAAGAAAAAAGCUGGUUCUAAUAACAUUGAGAUUGACGAUGAUAUCAAACUAGCAGUUAAAAUAGCUUUACAAUUUUUAUUAAAAAAUCAACCAUUUCCUGUCAAAAGGGAAGAUUUAUUUUCUGUUAUUAAUCUUUAUGUACCUACGUGUAACACCAAUUUAAAAAGGAAAUCAAUUUUAAAACUUUUAAAAAAGCAUGUGAAUGAUAUUUUAGCAUUAAACUUAUUAAUAUUAAGUACUAAAACUAAAACAGAAUAUGUAUUAACACAAAACAUAACAUAUAAACAACACAAUGAUUUAUUACUUUCAAAGUUAGAUCACAAUAUAAGAGGCUUUCUAAUUUUUCUUGUUCCCUUUUUUAAAGUUUUCCAUAAUAAAAUACCUUUAAAUUAUUUAUUAUACGAAAUAAAUAACUCAGGUUAUAAAACUUUAAAAACGAAAGAAGAGAUACUAAAAAUUUUGAAUACACCUACUCUUUUUUCAAAUAUUAAAAAUAAUUUAACCUUAAAUAGGGAAUUAAUGGAUCCAUUAGAUUACAUAAUUUAUGCUAAAAAAUUAUCUUAUAUAGAUUUUAGCAAUGAUCAGUAUGAUGAACAUUCAUUGGACGGCUUUUAUAUCACACCGACAAUUCGCUUUGAAUAUGAAAUUAAUAUGGAAUAUUAUAUAACGGAACUACUAAAUAUUCCUAAUAAGAAAUUCCAGUUAAAAGAUGUGUAUGUUUUGUUUGAAGAGAAAUAUUUUAUGAAUCUGAAUUACGACAACCUUUGA